Molecule: messenger RNA, 2142 nt
Organism: Lates calcarifer (barramundi perch)
Lineage: Eukaryota; Metazoa; Chordata; Actinopteri; Centropomidae
Exons: 9
Coding region: 195-914 (239 amino acids)
Cellular component (GO): membrane
Source: RefSeq, a predicted model, not a curated record
AAGACGGAGCGGGAUCAGCGGGCGGGGCAUGACGCACUAUUGGGGCUGUAAAACGGAUACGCAGCAACAUUAGGAAUUUGGGAUUGUUGCUUGCCGGUGGCCCCUUGAACUAUCCGCGAACAGAAGAAGAAACGCCAGCCGUUCACAAAUUCAGACUUCACAAGUGCACAUAGUACAACAAACCGCUGGUCAUCAUGGCACUAGACGGAUGUGGCCUCGUGUGCAAAUACAUCCUCGUCCUUUUCAACAUCAUCUUUGCGGUGGUUGGCUUUGCCCUAUUGGGUCUAGGUCUGUGGCUAAGGUUCAGCAACAACACCAGAGGCAUCUUUGAAGUAGAGGCUCUCAACUCAAGCGCAUUUGUUGUGGGUGUGACGGUUCUGAUAGCGCUGGGUUCAGUAAUGCUGAUCGUGGUGGUGUUUGGAGACUACGGUGCCUGCAAUGAGAAAAGAUGCGCUCUGCAAGUGUUCUCUGCUCUUCUGGCCAUACUGGCAGGAGCUGAAGUUGUCUUUGGAGUGCUUGCUUAUUCCAAGAGAUAUGAGGUUGGAGCUAGCAUGGCAGAGUUCUAUGCUAGCAUUUACACUCUGUAUGUGACAAGUGGAGGAGAUGCAGCCAUUGGUGUCACACUCAAAUUUGUCCACGAAAUGCUUCACUGUUGUGGAGUGACGGGGGCCAAGAUAAUAGAAGUGGUACAGUCGACUUGUCCCAAGCCAGAUGGACUUAUUGAGCACAUCGUCAUGCCUAACUGUCCUACGGUCAUCACAACUGUCUUUGACAAUAAAGCAUCACUGGUGAUGGGAAUCUUCUUUGGAACUGGAGCUCUUUUGAUUGUUGCCCUGGUCUGCUCCAUCAUUCUCCUGAAGCAGAUCAAGAAAGUCAAUCAGGAGAUCACUACGUACUACUCAACCGUGUACUAAAGAGGAGGAUUCUGUUUUCAACCCUCACCCUACUCUGCCUCAUCAACAAAGACCAUUGCUGGAAUUCAAGCUGAACACCCAUUGAGUCAGUGUUUGCAGAUUUUUCUCUGUUCGUCAACUACUGAUCACACCAGUUCUUGAAAAAGAAUAGUGUUAAAUUGCAUUUUCUUUUAUUAUCUUAAAAGAUGACAUUGAGCUAAUAAUCUGACCUAUUUUGAAGCUGUAAAACAAAUGCCUCUGUUCAGAGCAACCAACCAUUUAAAAAAAAAUAAUCAUGGUGAAAUGGAUGUUGCUUAUAAUUCAAUAUUAUCCAUCCAACUAGAAACUGUGACACCUUGACAGCAUGUGUGUACUAGCCUGACAGACCUCCAGAUCACAGGUGGACAUAUGAUAAAUAAUCAGAGGAUGAAAACAGCAUAUCCAUGGAAUGACAAAUUCAGUUGGGAGGAGGACAGGAGACUUGUUUAUAUGUCCACAUGCCUGAUACACAUUUUUGCAGUUAUCCUCAUAUGCUGUGUUUUGUAACAUGACAGCAGCUUGAAUGCUUUUGCUAAGGUUUUGUGCUUUUUAUGUCUGUUGCUCUAUGUAGAGUUAAAUACUCACUGAGCCAUGACAAAUAUCACCAUUUGUGUUAAAAAUGUAUGUACAAAAGCAAAAGGGAUCUUUUUUUGUUUAUUACCUUUCUAUAGGAGGUGCAGUGUUGCAUUGAUCAUUUUCCUUCCCAUAGUUUUCCAUAAUGUUAUAAAGAUUGCAUUCCUUGAUUUCACUUGAUUUCCUUUUAAUGAUGAGUGUUGGGCCACAGGACUGGCCAUUAAAAAAAAAACGAUAAGAACCUUCUGGAGUGUAACAAAUGUUCUACAGGCUUUCCUCAGCCAAGAGGUUCUAUUUGGGGCUGUAUAAACAUUUUAAAUGUCAUGCUUUAGAGCUGUGAAGUGUCAAGUGUGACCUUCUUGUAAAUGGUGAAUUGAUACAGAGGAAAGAACUGUGCCAUUCAAAUACAUAUUGCUAACUUUUCAUUCUGUCAGGUUCUUGUUCAGUGACCAAAUAACAGUACAUUAAGUGUCCCUGUUUGGAGAGAAAACCGCCAAAUGCCACUCUCUGUAUACUACAGUACUAACUACUGCAUUGCACUGUAUUGUUUUUAAGUUAAGGGUUUUAGAAAUAAAUAUUCCAUGGAGUAUUUUUUCCUCUUCAAUAAAUGUGUACUUGUUUCCAUAAAAUGACAAAA